ACUCCUUUUCCUUUUAAACAUCGGAAAAGUAUCUUACCGAUCUAUAAUUAAAUUGUCAACAUAAAAAUCUAUAAUAGUAAUAUAAAAUUAAGAAUUAAUAUUCUAUUUUCAAGUGCCGUAAGCUAUUGGUAUCAUCAUCUCCACACUCUGCGCACCUAAUAUUCUGUUUUUGAUCCAAUUCUUGAAUUUUGAUCAUUCAAGACCUGGUCUCGAGCUUUACAAGGAACACUUAAAAAAGGGGCAAAAAAGAAAAAUUUCGUGAGCCUUAAUCAGAAGUAGUUGCUAUGGAAAAAGAUGAUGUCUAUACACAAGAUGGGACAUUGGAUAUCCACAAAAGACCGGCGAAUAAGCUUAAAACCGGGAAUUGGAAAGCCUGCCGAUUUAUUCUUGUUACCGAGUGCUGCGAGAGGCUUGCUUACUAUGGCAUGGGCACGAAUUUGGUGAAUUAUCUCAUAACACGUCUCGGCCAAGGGAAUGCAACUGCCUCGACAAAUGUCACUAAUUGGUCGGGAACUUGCUAUAUAACGCCUUUGUUCGGUGCUUUUCUUGCUGAUUCCAUUCGUUUANACCAAGGCCUCGACUGCCACCCGGCGCCCCUACAAACCGGCAUCACAUUCACAGCUCUAUACCUAAUCGCGCUCGGGACAGGUGGCAUCAAGCCGUGCGUUUCCUCCUUUGGCGCCGACCAGUUUGACGAGCAAGACACGAAGGAAAAGAAGCGAAAAAGCUCGUUUUUCAACUAUUUCUACUUCUCGAUUAACGUUGGGGCCCUCGUGGCCUCGUCCGUGCUUGUUUGGGUUCAGAUGAAUGUCGGUUGGGGUUGGGGAUUCGGGAUUCCGGCAGCUGCCAUGGCCGUGGCUGUGGCCUUCUUUGUGUUCGGGAGUGGAAUGUAUCGACUGCAAAGGCCCGGCGGCAGCCCGAUCACGAGGAUUUUUCAAGUCUUGGUUGCUUCGUUUAGGAAGUUUAACGUGAAGGUACCGAAAGACGGGUCGCUUUUGUACGAGACGAGCGAUGCCGCGUCGAGUAUUCAAGGUAGCCGCAAGCUCGAGCACACGGAGAAGUUCAGUUUCCUCGACAAGGCCGCGGUGGAUACGGGCCCCGACAUCCUCAAAUCGGGCCACGACAACCCGUGGCGCCUCUGCACGGUAACCCAAGUCGAGGAGCUAAAGUCAGUUAUCCGCCUCCUCCCCGUUUGGGCGACGGGCAUCGUUUUCUCGGCCGUCUACAGCCAGAUGAGCACCAUGUUCGUUUUACAAGGAAACACGAUGGACCAACACAUGGACUCGAAAUUCAAGAUCCCGGCAGCUUCCCUCUCCCUCUUCGACACGCUAAGCGUCAUCAUUUGGGUCCUCAUUUACGACCGCCUCCUCGUCCGCCUCGCCCGAAAAUACACGGGCCACGAACGAGGCUUUACUCAACUCCAAAGGAUGGGAAUCGGGCUCGUCAUCUCCAUUCUAGCCAUGAUUGUGGCGGGCUCGUUGGAAGUCGUUCGUCUCGACUACGUGAGGCGACACGAUUUGUACGACGUAGAGACGGUGCCUAUAUCUAUAUUUUGGCAAGUUCCACAGUAUUUUAUCGUCGGUUGCGCCGAGGUUUUCAUGUUUAUCGGUCAAAUGGAGUUUUUUUACGAUCAAGCGCCGGACGCUAUGCGGAGCAUGUGCUCGGCUUUGUGUCUAACGACGACGGCUUUGGGGAAUUAUUUGAGCACGUUGCUUGUGACGGUCGUGACUCGGGUGACGACAAGUGGUGGGAGGCUAGGGUGGAUCCCGGACAAUCUGAAUAGGGGACACUUGGACUAUUUCUAUUGGCUGUUGGCCGGGCUUAGCCUCGUCAACUUUUUUGUGUAUUUGUUGAUCUCCAAGUGGUACGUUUACAAGAAGGUGGCCGUGUAGGCUCGGUGAUUGGGCCCGAAAGAUGCGGGCUUGGACUAUUCAUGGGCUGGGCUUUUAUGUUUUUUUUUUCCUUUUCUUUUUCUUUAUCUGGAUUGGUUUUUUUCCACUUUGAGGAGUUUUCUGGGUUUCUUUUGCAAGGAAUAAUGCUAUCCAUUUCACUGUUAUUUGGUGCAGUUUCUGUCUGUUUUUGCUUUUGUUAAUUUGAAUUGUUUACUUUUGUUUUGGACUUAUUAGUGAAGCCCAAUGGGCCCAAGCAUACACUAAGUGCAUGGGCUAUGACCUUUUUUGAGUAAAGGUGGUGGCCUACUCAGAAAGAGGAAAAGGGCAAAAAGAUGUGUGAAACUGUGAAUGAUGAUGAUUGCUUAAUUUUUAUUUUUAUGAUGUUUAAUUAAUAAUGGCAGUGACAGGAACUUGACCUGGCUUUGGAUUUUGA
Striga asiatica is the source of this 2325-nucleotide messenger RNA. The record is from the annotation of a GenBank genome assembly. NCBI's taxonomy places the organism in Eukaryota, Viridiplantae, Streptophyta, Magnoliopsida, Lamiales, Orobanchaceae.